Guyanagaster necrorhizus is the source of this 3579-nucleotide messenger RNA. RefSeq lists its product as uncharacterized. Gene Ontology annotation, cellular component: cytoplasm. Lineage: Eukaryota; Fungi; Basidiomycota; Agaricomycetes; Agaricales; Physalacriaceae. The transcript is spliced from 2 exons. Bases 92 to 3499 code for a protein of 1135 amino acids. The record is from RefSeq and is a predicted model, not a curated record.
CACCAUUUCGUCCAUCGUCCGUCGUCCGUUGUUGUCCUCGCAGCGUCAAAGAAUAAAAGGCACUAGUCACGGGAACCAAGUGUCGAGGAUAAUGGGUGAUCCUGAAGCUCAGUCGAAACGGAUAUUCCAGUCUCUGAAGGCAGUGUGUGUCCCAUUGCUCGGGUCAGCUGCAUUGACCCCUACGUCUAUCCCAACGGCUUCGAAACUCUUGGAUGACCUGAUCCGCGCAUUGCGAACCAUCAAAUCCUCUGAGUUUGUCCUUUCGGAAUCACUGAUCUCCUACGCAUUCUUCCCCGUCUCAACAAUCCUCCAACGUAAUUCAUCUACCGUUAUUCCAGACCAGAUUCUGGAGAAGAUAUUCGUGGUGUUAGAAAUCCUCUGCGAUGAUUGGUGGUGGUCCUGCGAGGUAUCCAUUUGGCAGCAGAUCUUCAUGUUGUCGGGAGCAGUAUUAGGAGGAAUGGAAGGGAACGGGAAAGCAAAAGAACGAGACGACGAGACGAAGGAGGCCGCGGCGAGAUGUCUCUUCACCCUUCUGAGAGUUCGGGAUGAAGACGACGAGCAGAUCCACUCCAAUUUCGCUGAUCCACGACUUACUGUUUUCAAAAAGCAUGCUCGCACGGAAAUUUUCGUCCCAAUUCUAGGGCAAACGUUGAACUCACUUCUCAUAAACACAGAUUCACGAACGCUCUCCCUACAAAAGACUUGUUUGGACGUGAUAAACCUUCUCCUCUCGGCAUAUUUUCCCGACAGUCUGUUUCCCUCGGUGCUCCCAGGAGUUGUUAGUACUGCCACUAAAUUGGCGUUAGGCACGACGCAUAAAAGUUGGGCCAAUGGAGAACUCGUUUCGAGAGCUCUUGUGGUCCUUUCGGAGAUCGUGGUACGCUCCAUUGCAGAUGAUAUCUGUGUACAGGAAGGGGCAGUCACGUCGGUCGAGGACUUAGAGGAUGUGAUAAAUCUGGUUCGUGAUCCUGGGGUAAAAAGCGAACCGACGCCGGUGCCAAAUAUAAAAUAUGCAACUCCACGCACUCCUUCGUGGCUUCGUGGAACAUCAUCCCAGUUACACAUCGCCCUCAAUACACUCACCCCACUUAUUAAGCAUCCGACUCCGUCUGCUCUCAUUGCCUUGUCUAGACUAUCAUCUACAAUACUUUUAGCCACGUCGAGAACCCUACCUCGGACACAACCGCUCUUGUUAUCAUUUUUGCUCUCUCUUUCCAUUUCCGACUUCCCCUCGGUCUCAAAGGAAGCUCAUACUACUUUGUUGGGCCUUCUUUCUCCGUGGUCUAAGCCUCGCCAUGCGUUCAUGCAGACCUUAAUGUUACUCACGCGAGAUAAUCUAACUGCUCUCCCCAGACUGCUUACGCUUAUGGCAGACGCGAAGGUCGAGCAUGUUGCAGGCCUCAUCCAGGCAGUCUGCCGUCUGUCGUCAGGCCAGGAAGGCCAAACACCGCCGCAGAGUCCAAUAUCUACCGAACUGGGCCGACUCCUGGGGCCUACGGGUAGUGUGGAAAAAUGGGGCUGGAAUUUUCUGUCUGUUCUAGAGUUCGUCGACCCCCCAGUCACUAUUACGAAACCUUCGAGUGGUCUAUUGAUGCUUGAGCACGAUUCGGAGCAAAGCCAAUGGGUAGCGUUUCCAGACGUGAUCUUCAGGAAUGUGUCGUUGAAAAGCACCUAUGAUGCUUUAGUGAAAAUGUUUCAUGCUCUUGGACAGGCAGCUGGUGAUGACUGUUUGUUUACCGUUGAAUGGUUCGUCAGUAUAGGACAGAGCGGAACAGAUAGCAGGUCCGUCGCAGCCUUGUGGUGCGCCUGUCGGCUGCUUGAAGGAGCGGCAAGAAUUUCGCUGUUUUCAUCUUCUUUGGACUCGCCGAAAUAUUCAACGAGCCAGAGACUGGAAAACUUGGCUAGAGCGCUUGCGAGGAGCACAAGUCAGAUAUGGGACCGGCCAGAUGUCGAUGCCAUUGAAGAAGACCCUAGCUUGUGUGACGAAGAGGAUGUCAGCGAUGAAGUUCAACACCGUCAAGGUGUCAUUCCGGUGGACGAGACUCUGCAUAUUUUGCAGUCGUAUUCCCCGGCUACAAAGCCAAGGGUUGUUUCGCAGCCGAUGCUUCAAAAGGCGAUGCUCCUUCAGCUUUUAUCUAUUACCUCGGGCAUCCUCCAGGCUCGGUUUGCUACUCUGUUCAUACAGACUUUGUAUCCCGUUCUCCAUUCUUUGGUAUCGCCCAAUUCUCAUCUAUCAAGUACCGCUCUGGCGACUUUAAACUUCAUAACAACCAGCACCUCCUACGCCUCCCCUGCAAACUUACUACUUUCAAAUUUUGACUACAUCUUGGACUCGGUCUCUCGUCGGCUAACACGCCGUUGGCUCGAUGUGGAGGCUACAAAGGUGCUCGUUGUUAUGAUACAACUGGUGGGUGAUGAUGUUGUCGGAAAGGCGGGAGACGUGGUUGAAGAGUGUUUUGAUCGCCUUGACGAAUAUCAUGGAUAUGAAGUACUUGUGGAAGGUCUGAUUGAGGUUUUGUCAGAAGUGAUGAAGGUUAUAGAGAUCGAAGAAGUUGACGCUGAGGAGGAUAAACAGGGCAAGCGUCCACCGGGCCUUCGCGAUGACUGUCAACCGUUCAACGACUUUUUUGACUGGUUUGAAUAUCGAAACGAUCCACUAGUGAAGGAAGAAGACGUCGAUUAUAGCCCAGCACCUCGAGAGGCAUGGGGCGAUAAGAGGAGAAAGGGCGCAGAAGAUCAGGAACGGACUGAAGACGUACCCGUGGCAGCUGCAGAUUCGACAGAGGAACUACCCCUCACACCCACACAAGCAUUGACGAAGCAAAUCGUCUCUCGAUCGCUGUACUUUUUGACCCACCAAUCGCCCAUUAUACGGGCCCGCAUCCUAACACUCUUAGCAUCAUCGGUACCCGUCUUAACCGAAUCUACCCUAUUACCAUCGAUACACUCUGCCUGGCCUUUCAUAUUAAACCGGCUCGAGGAUCCGGAAUCUUUCGUCGUCAGUGCCGCAGCCUCACUGGUAGAAGCCUUGGCUACCCACGUCGGCGCUUUUAUGUAUAGGCGCAUUUGGGAUGAUAUUUGGCCACGUUUUCGGCAGAUGUUGGAGAAGUUGGAUGUCGCGGAUGCGUCGAGUGCGUUGUCUUGGAGAAGACACGGAGCUGUGGGUGCGGAAUCGGCAUAUACGCAUUCUCAUCGCAUCUAUCGGUGCCUGUUGAAGACGAUGACCGCGUCUAUGCAUGGGGUGGAUCCCAAGGACACUUCUGUAUGGGAGGUCAUUCUGGCCUUCCGCCGAUUUUUGGAUUCACGGGCGCACGAGGAACUCCAGGGUUGCGCAAGAGAGCUGUACAUUGCCAUCGGGCACAACAAUGCGGACGCUGUUUGGCUUGUGCUGCAAUGUACCUGUGCAGGGGCAUCAUCCACAAUGAAUUUUUUGAGGAGGCCGCAGUGGAAUGUUGAAAAUAAUGUAGCCCUUGUAUUCGAAGGCCUGGAACCAGUUUAGCGUGGUAUAAGAUACAAUUUCACACUUGUUCUACGCCAUUUAUAUCAAAAGGAUGGCCAUCUUGACCUGGAAGGUGAUGU